GUUCUGCCGAGUCAAGAUGUGGCCGAAAUGGUUUACAACUAUAGUCCCACUAAUAAUAAUGAUAAGCGUCGCUUUUGCAAAGCCAAACAUUGUUAUAUUUGUUGUGGAUGAUCUCGGUAUCUCAGAUCUCGGCUGUUUUGGCAAUGACACGAUUAAAUCUCCGAACAUCGAUCGGUUGGCUGAACAAGGAGCUCGCCUGCGACAUGAUGUCACGCCAGAUGCAAUCUGCACACCAAACAGGGCUGCACUGCUAACAGGAAGGUAUCCCAUUCGAUCAGGACUGGCUUCAGAUGAGGGACAAGACCGAGUGUUCCUUCACACGGCAGCAUCUGGCGGUCUGCCCCAAAAUGAGACUACACUUGCUGAGAUAGCGUCUGCCGCCGGUUACAUAACAGGUAUUGUGGGAAAGUGGCAUUUAGGACUCCACAAGUCGUCAGGAUCCGAUUUCCACUUCCACCCUUUGAAGCAAGGUUUUGAUUAUUUCUAUGGGCUGCCUCUCACUAACUUACGAACCUGUGAACCCGGCCAAUAUCUCAUAAACAUUGUUUACCCAGCCCUGAAACCGUUCAAUGUUCUUGCUUCUGGGGUAGUCAUUGGAGUAACAUUGUACAUCCUAUACCUGGCUGGUGUGCUUAACAAGAUUACCUUCCUGUCCUUGCUUACCCUCGUUAUUUUGAUCUCCUCUGCACAGGCCGGUUGGCUUUUAAUACUCUCCAGAUUAACGUGCAUUGUUUUGAAAGACUAUGAACUUGUAGAGCAACCUGUCCUUUUAGAAAACUUGACAGCAAGGUUUACAGAUGAAGCAGUAGGUUUUAUCCACAGAAACAAAGACAGUCCUUUUCUCCUGUACAUGUCGUUUGCCAAAGUUCACACCGCUUUGUUUACUACAAAGCCGUUUGUCAAUCACAGUGUUCAUGGUCGUUAUGGUGACAAUGUAGAGGAAAUGGAUUGGGGCGUGGGUCAGAUCAUGGCUGCUGUGGAGGAACUGGGACUGAGAAAGAAUACGUUUGUGUAUUUCACAUCAGACAAUGGUCCGUACAUUGAAGAAGUUAGUGAUACUGGUGAAUACCAUGGUGGAUGGAGCGGAAUCUACAAGGGAGGGAAAGGACAGUGUUGGGAUGGUGGUGUGAGGAUGCCUACAAUAGCAUCAUGGCCAGGUCACAUUCCAGCUGGGAUCUCAAUUGAUCAGCUCACCAGUUCUAUGGACUUAUUACCUACAGUUGCCAAACUAACUGGCGCAGAUCUUCCACAGGACAGAAUUAUUGAUGGAAAAGAUCUCUUACCACUAUUGACCAACCAGACACAAAAAUCCUCUCACGAGUUUGUUUUCCAUUAUUGUGGAAAUCUGGUCCAUGCUGUUCGUUAUCAUCCAAAGGACAGUGGCACUGUAUGGAAGGCACACUUUAUGACGGCUAAAUGGAGCGAGGGAACUGAAAGCUGCCGCGGAAGGGGUAUCUGUUGGUGUCAUGGAAAUCUAGUAAAUGUCCAUGAUCCUCCUCUGCUUUUUGACAUAACAGAUGAUCCAUCAGAAAGCUCCCCCAUUGCUCCCAAUAAUCCAGAGUAUAUAGAAGCCAUGAAAUACAUUCACCCUGCAGUUAAACAGCAUAACGACAACAUUGACAGGGUCCCAGAGCAGCUGGUUUGGUCGAAGAAUCGUGUUCAUCCUUCAUUGCAGAUGUGCUGUAAUUUUCCUUACUGUACCUGUGAAGAAACUGAUAAAAAAAUUAAACAUUAUCCUAAGGAUGUUUGAAGUAGGUGACAAGACAGUUUGAGCAUGAUGAAGAAAAAAGAAAAGUUGAUUUCGACCACGGUCCAAAAUGUUAUACAAGAGAACAUUUGCAAGGGAUGAGGUAUCAGAAGCUAUACUAAGCUAUAUAACACGUAAUGUUACUGAACAGGUACUGAAUGAUUGAUUUGAUGGUAUUAGUAUUCAAUGAUGAUGGUCUGCAUGUUUCCCGGGGUUGCACAAUCUGGAAAACACGGAGCAAUGCUUUUAGAACCACUCAUCAUUC
Messenger RNA from Pocillopora verrucosa, 2012 nucleotides. Its product is annotated as steryl-sulfatase-like. NCBI's taxonomy places the organism in Eukaryota, Metazoa, Cnidaria, Anthozoa, Scleractinia, Pocilloporidae. Gene Ontology annotation, molecular function: arylsulfatase activity. The record is from RefSeq and is a predicted model, not a curated record.